UUUUCUUGUUGCGCUGGAUGUGUUCUCCUCUCUCGGGCAAUAACAGAUGUCAUGAUAAUAUGGAAGACAACGCUAAGCGUCAAUGUCAUAUUUUGUUCCUAUGUUUGUGAAUUUUGGGAAUUUUGUGAUGGUUUGUGAUUUUACAAAAAAAUCUUGAAGAAAAUGCAAGAGAAUGAGGUGUGUCGAGGCUGCCUCGCGGUGGAGGGCAAGUUCUACUCGCUGCGCGACUCCGACACUGCCCGGAUGUAUGAACAGAUCAUAGGAUAUCCGUUAUCGUGGGAUGGGUUGCCACAGCACCUGUGCAUGUCCGGUAUGCGCUCGUUGCGGCGCGGCGCGGAGUUCCGCGCGCGAUGCCGCGCCGUGCUCGAGUUGCUGCGCGACGCUGUGCCGCAAGGGACGACUGUAACUAAAGAAAUAUCUCGAACUUUGACCAGGGAUAUUGCAAUAGCCGAACCUGAAACGGUUUUAAUGUGCCAGCCCAAGCAGGAAUGUGAAACCAGUCAUGUGGAGAUUAAAGAGGAGAAAGUAGAUGAAAUUAAUGAUGUGGAUGAUACAACUUGUGAAGAUCUGGUUAUAGAUAGUGAAGAUGUGGCACCUCAGAGCGAAAAUAAAAAUGAUCAAAGAAAAUUAUAUUUGGAAGCCGGACAUUUCAAUGAUGUGGAUUGUGAGAACGACCUUGAAGAUUCAUGUGCAAACAAUAUAGUUGAAAAUAAAAAUGAUAAGCAAACAUCGUGUUUAGAAGUGAAGCCCUUAAAUGCUUUCAAUGAAAUAAGCGAAAUAACAACUGGUGAAAAUAAAAAAGUAAAAAGAAAAAAAGCUGUUUCGAAACGCAAACGCAAAGACAUUAGGAAUUCCAAUAAAUUAGUCAUAGCAUACGCUAAAAAAGCAAACUUCGAUAUAAGAUUUUUGACUAUAGAGGAGCAAAGGCGAGUAAUCGAGGACAAGAUAAAUGAAGUGAUAUCAACAGGAUACAAAUGUGACAAAUGUGGGAAGCGAUUUAGAGACACCAACGCGCUGAAGCGGCACAUGAAGGUUUAUCACGUGUACAAGCCUGGCAACCUCGUCUGCGAUAUUUGCAAAUGCGUUUUCAACAAACGUCUGACACUAAAAUCGCAUAUGGAGAAUCACAGCUGGAUAUUUUCAUGUCAGCAGUGUUACUUCAAGACAAAUCAUCAGAAGACUCUGAUGGCGCACCGCAGCUUUCACGCGGGACAGAAGUUUGUCUGUCAGUUUUGUCAGAAAGUGCUUGAGAAAAAGACUACGUUUUUGACGCACAUUAGAUUGUUGCACGCGUCGGAGCUGCCGUGGUGUCGGCUGUGCGGGGAGUUCUUCAUCAGUAAGCGCGGCGUCGACAUCCACAUGAACCUCAUCCACGGCGCCCUCGAGGAGGAGUUCCCGGAGGUCUGUCGUCACUGCGACAAGAGGUUCAAGAGUGACGUCGCGUUGCAGAGACACGCGGCUGUUCAGGGGUGCGCCCACAGCAGCUGCGCACAAUGCGGCGACUGGUUCCCGGCGGAGACUCUGCUGCAGCACCAUCUCGUGCAGAGACACUUCCCGCACGGAGACCCCGAACACUUCGACUGCGACAGCUGUCACGUCAGGUUCCACACGGCGGGCGCGCGCGCGCGACACGCGUGCGGCGCGGCGCCGUGCGCGCAGUGCGGGCUCGAGUUCGAGGCCGCGCCCGCACUCAGCGCGCACGUCGCCGCCGCGCACGACAUCUUCACGUGCGCUCAGUGCGGCAAGCGGUUCACGAACGCGGGGUACUUCAAGAAGCAUUACAGCGCGGUGCACCGCGACCCGCGCCUUCCCCCGCGCCGCGGCCGCCGCGCGCGGCAUCCCGCCCACCAUAAACGGGACACGUUCGAGGAGAGAGUGAAAUCGGAGCCGGCGAGCGUCCGCAAGUGGCGCGCGGCGGGCGACGGGCGCGUGGCGGCGGAGCGCGCGGGCGCGGACGCGGCGCCGCGCUCGAUGCCGCUCAUCUGCGAGCGCUGCGGGAAGGGCUUCCCGUCGCCGGCGCGGCUGGCGGCGCACCAGCGGCAGCACUCCGGGGAGAACCGGUACUCGUGCGCGCACUGCAGCAAGGGCUUCAAACAGAAGUUCGCCAUGCAGAUGCACGAGCGCACGCACACGGGCGAGCGCCCGUACCCGUGCUCCGUGUGCCACAAGCUGUUCCGCACGUACUGCGGCCUCUACCGACACUUCUUGGUGCACUCGGGCGAGCGCAAGCACCUGUGCGCGAUGUGCAACAAGUCGUUCCAGACGUCGACCUGCGUCAAGACUCACAUCCGGACCGCGCACCUGCGCCAGCCCUGGCCGCCGCGCAGCCGGAAGCGGAAGCCCAAGCUCGACGACGCGCCUCACGCGGCUCACGCUGACUCCUAGCGGAACUAAUGUUGCUUACAUUUCCUUUUACACGUUUAAGUAAAUAAAUCCGUCGUGACCAAAUUUGUUUAUAAUAUUUACAUUAAUAAAUCUUUUCUUCAA
Molecule: messenger RNA, 2487 nt
Organism: Plodia interpunctella (Indianmeal moth)
Lineage: Eukaryota; Metazoa; Arthropoda; Insecta; Lepidoptera; Pyralidae
Product: zinc finger protein 85-like
Exons: 11
Coding region: 163-2385 (740 amino acids)
Biological process (GO): regulation of transcription by RNA polymerase II
Cellular component (GO): nucleus
Molecular function (GO): RNA polymerase II cis-regulatory region sequence-specific DNA binding; DNA-binding transcription factor activity, RNA polymerase II-specific
Source: RefSeq, a predicted model, not a curated record